AUAACUUUUGAGUCUUAGAGUUUAGUUUAGCAUGCUAUUUUAAAUUUUAGACUUCUUAGUGUGUACUUAUUAAUUGAAAUUCAAUGGAUUUAUAUUAGGUAUGCUAAUUUGUAUUGUACUCAACAACAGUAAUUAUCAUCAUGUCAGUAUUUAUAUUAAACGAGAAUACUAAUUUCGAACAUGUCAUCGGAGUUCUUUUCAAUAACUGGACUGCUCUGAAAAUGGCCAUUGACCAUGGAAUGGGCGGGACAACGGAAUUGAUGCACUAUAAAGUCAGUGAUUUAAUACAAAACAUACAUGAGUUUCUACAAAAAUCUGGAAACGAAUCAUGUUGGACUGGAGUAUCGGACAUAAUUGAAGACGUUAUGGACGUUGGAUUUGAUGUAAUACUUGAAGAUUCGUCCGCAGACGAUUUAGGAAAACACAUAUGUCAGUUCUAUUGCGAUUGGAAUCAAGCAAACGUCGGCCGUAUGCGUGUAAUUGAUGAACUCAGAACUUUACCAAUUCCUAUUCCUAUACAGAUUGCUCCUGUAAAAUCAACACGAGUUAAACAAAAUAAGGAAGAAUCCUCGUCUAGUGAUGAAGAACUAGAACCUGAAGCCGAAGAUGGGUGGACUGUUGUAAAACAUAAGUAAUGAUUUAAAAUGAAAAAUUUAUAUAAUGUAUAAGUAUGUAUACAUUUGUUUAUGUUUAAUAAAACAUUUACUAUUUUA
Messenger RNA from Adelges cooleyi (spruce gall adelgid), 713 nucleotides. RefSeq lists its product as uncharacterized. NCBI's taxonomy places the organism in Eukaryota, Metazoa, Arthropoda, Insecta, Hemiptera, Adelgidae. The transcript has 4 exons. Bases 141 to 635 code for a protein of 164 amino acids. Gene Ontology annotation, biological process: maturation of SSU-rRNA from tricistronic rRNA transcript (SSU-rRNA, 5.8S rRNA, LSU-rRNA). Gene Ontology annotation, cellular component: nucleus. The record is from RefSeq and is a predicted model, not a curated record.